AUACAAAACUAUAUGAAUAGAUUCCGAAUAUUCUAACGAUGUCAGUGAAAUACAAACUUUUAAUCAUUGUAAUAUUUCACUCAGUGAAUAUGAGCACUUCUGACUUCGAGUUUACAAAUAUCAAAUGCACUUCUUUGGACAAAGACUUUGACGACUUUGAGUACUGCCAUCUGAAGUCUGUGAAUCGUACUUUCAAAUACAUAUCAGUUAAAGUAAGAAUGUAUAAGAUUCCCGUUACGAAAGUUAAGAUAGCCUCGCUGGUGGAAUUCACGAAUAUCAAGUGCACCUCCUGGGAUAAAGCGUUUGAUGAUUUUGAGUAUUGCCAUCUGAAGUCGGUUAACCGGAGCUUUAAGUACUUGUCGCUUAAAGUAAACCUACACAAGGUACCCAUAACCAAAGUGAAGGUGAACUUCUCUUUGCUCAAACGUUUCAAUGGCUACAAACCAUUUCUAUACAAUAUCACUGUCGAUGCUUGCAAAGCCCUGAGACACUCGAAGUACAAUCCGAUAUUCAGUUUCUUUUAUGGGCUGUUUAAACAUCAUUCCAACAUGAACCACACCUGCCCAUUCGAUCAUGAUCUAAUAGUUGAGAAAUUGCCUACAAACUUUAUGAAUCAAAAAGUUAACGGAGACAUCAAGUUUCCCCAUGGGGAUUACCUUUUCCACUCCGACUGGUAUGCAUACGGAAUUAAUCGCGCAACCGUAGAUUUUUUUUUAACACUUUCAUGA
Messenger RNA from Drosophila melanogaster (fruit fly), 728 nucleotides. RefSeq lists its product as uncharacterized. NCBI's taxonomy places the organism in Eukaryota, Metazoa, Arthropoda, Insecta, Diptera, Drosophilidae. The record is from RefSeq and is marked reviewed. The coding region runs from base 39 to 728 and encodes 229 amino acids. The transcript has 5 exons.